Molecule: messenger RNA, 5542 nt
Organism: Oncorhynchus kisutch (coho salmon)
Lineage: Eukaryota; Metazoa; Chordata; Actinopteri; Salmoniformes; Salmonidae
Exons: 11
Coding region: 841-4860 (1339 amino acids)
Biological process (GO): negative regulation of DNA-templated transcription
Cellular component (GO): nucleus
Molecular function (GO): RNA binding; metal ion binding
Source: RefSeq, a predicted model, not a curated record
GAACAAGACUGGUUACUCGCAUCAAUGCCUCUGUCUCGUCAUUUAACAUGCUUUCCGCAAAUUAGGGUCGCCUGCUCUGGUUUACAAACAAAUGCUUAUUUGUGUAAAAUUUCGCCCGGAAUUGGCCUUAGCUAGAGUGAGUUUGGUAGUUACAUUUCGUGCUAUUUUGAUCGUUGGCCACAACUUGUUCCUUCUUUCUAUGUCCUCCGGGCAGAGAUGGUCGGCGAAACGCAUACCAUGGCUCUGAAGGAAGGCGUUCUUCCUAGCAGCUUCCCAGACUGCAUCCCUCUAUAAUCUGGCAGUGAAGAGGAUGACGAUUACCCCUAGGUCUGGAAUCGUUUUGCUGUGCCCUUCGAGCAGUACUACUUCUGAAGGAACGCAGUUGACAAGUAGGCGUCGCCGUGGUGCACACGUGCUCGGAAGUAAGCAAGGAAAACGUCAUUGUGUUUCUCUGGCGAUAGCACUGGCUUCGUAGUGGAAAUUAUAUUUUGGGAGCGUUUAUCGUGGAAACAUUACGAAACGUGUUUGUGCUGUGCGCUAAUCUAAAACGAACCGUUUACAAGUGAAGUGCGCGAGCGUCAAGAUAGAGCGGUGCAGGUGCACGAGCCGACACGCAUGUGCAACGUUGUCUGCAGUGAGCAUUUAGCGCUACAUUAUUUGGCUAUAACCUCGACAGUUUGCCCGCUACUUUUUUUUAACCCGUUAGCAAGUUACCUGGCUAGCUACUGCAGUAUAAAGCUGACCUAGACACAUUUGGUAGUGGUAAUGAAUGAAAAGCACUCAUUUCUAUUUUGAGGAGAGGAGUAAGGCCUACCCGACACGACAUUGCAUGUCAGCAACAUGGCAUUCACCAGCCUUUUUUCAAGUCUUCCAAACAAAGAAUUUGACCCGACGCCUUGUGAGCCGAUGGAAAGAUUUCAAAGGGAUGAAAGGCAACUGGAACCAGUUAAACUGGAGAAGGGGAACGAAAGGGAUGCCCAGUCCAAAAAGUGGCCAUUGCAACGGGGUCAGCAGAGUGGCCCCAGGAAGAGGAAAAAGGGGGACCAACAGGAGCAGUGUGGCCAGGCCAAGAAAAGUAACCUUCAUAAAUGCCCACCACAAUCUUAUAAAGACUUUGACUCUGUGGCCCGAGACUUCAUGGUGAAGUGUGAUUUCGAGCAACCAAGCUUUGACUUCAGUAGAGAACUGGACUUCUACAGUGAUAGCAAGGAGGGUGCAUACCCUGGUCAUGCUACAGAGAAGUCGGGUUGGAAGAACAUGAGGCCCGGAGAAGCCACGGAUCCUGAUCAGAACAAGGAUGUUCAAGGUGUAAACAAGAAGAAAGGACGGGAGCAGAAGAAGCAGCGAUGGGAGCCUCAGCAGCAGAGACUUGACAACCAGGGCAGAGGGGGAAACUCUGCCAGGAGGGGUGGUGAUUUUACCGGACUGGGUGGACACGGAACUAACCAGCCCAGAGUCUUCUCCAACAGGGGUGGAGGUGGUUCCAACAGGGGUGGAGGUGGUUCCAAUAGGGGUGGAGGUGGCUCCAACAGGGGUGGAGGUGGCUCCAACAGGGGUGGAGGUGGCUCCAACAGGGGUGGAGGUGGUUCCAACAGGGGUGGAGGUGGCUCCAACAGGGGUGGAGGUGGCUCCAACAGGGGUGGAGGUGGCUCCAACAGGGGUGGAGGUGGCUCCAACAGGGGUGGAGGUGGCUCCAACAGGGGUGGAGGUGGCUCCAACAGGGGUGGAGGUGGCUCCAACAGGGGUGGAGAGGGGAGCAAUAGAGGCCGGGGCUGUGACAAGAGGGGAAGUUUUCUCCGAAGAGGUGAUUGGUCAAAGCGAGGCACUGACCGGUCACGUAGUGGUGGACGACAGUUCCCAGAUGAUGGCCGUUUAACACUGGAAACUUUGACAGGAAAGGGGAAGAAGAACAUGACAAAGGAAUUCAAAGACCAGAAUGCUUUGGAGAUUGACGGGAGGUUAAUCUGUCGACAUUUCCUCAGGGGAAAGUGCAUCAAGGGUGAUGACUGCCAGCUAGAACAUGCUCUGGACGUCAACUACUCGAUCAACGAAGUGUGUAAAUUCUACGUCCAGGGAUCCUGUUCGAAAGGAGAGAGCUGCAUAUACAUGCACAAGAGUUUCCCCUGCAAGUUCUUCCAUACUUACGAGAAGUGCUCCCAAGGAGACCAGUGCAGGUUUUCCCAUGAACCCCUGACUGAGCUCACCAAACAGCUACUGGAGGCAGCAUUGAAGAGGGACAAGGACAUUGAGGAACUGGCUAAAAAGGACAAGCCAAUCUGCAUGGAGGAGUCAGUGGCCACAAAGGAGUCGGCGUCAGCUGAGGAGACAAAGCCUGUCAUUAACAUGUUCCUGAAUCCCCUAAGGCCAAACUUUUACAACAGUUCAUCACCCUCUGAGCCACAUGCUGAGGAAAGUACCCCCAUGUGUCAGAAUGAAGUGUCAGCUGAGGUCGUGGAGAAGGAAAUUGCCCCUCCUACAGAGUCCAUUUGGUCUCCUGAUCCUCCCCCAAGCUCUCCUGGCUUUAAAGAACCGGUUUCUUAUUCAGUUGAGGCUGUGCUUGGGUCCCAUAGGCCACUGGAAAAACCCUUCCGCAGCUUCUUUGCAGCCUCUAUCAGCCAGACCUCACAGACCCAACCAGAUCCCCUCACAACUACAUUCGUUCCUCCAGACUCUAUCCACACUCCGGAUCCACCCCUAAACUCUACAUGCGGGAAGAGAAAUGUUCCUUAUUCAGUCAAAGCUGUGCUUGGAUUCCAGAAGCCUGUAGAAAAACCCUUCUGCAGCCAAUUUUCAGGAUCCAUCACCCAGUCCUUCACACUCCCCACACAGAUCCAAUCAGAUCCCCCCAGCACUACAUUAGUUUCUCCAGACCCCAUUAGUUUGUCUGGUCCUCAUCUGAAUAAGAGGCAGGCUUCUUAUUCAGUUGAGGCUCUCUCUACGCCCCAGAAGCUGGUGAAAAAAACCUUUUGCAGUCUCUUUGCAGGACCGAUCAGCCAGACCUCUACUAGACCUCUCAUACAGAACUCUGCUAAUUCUCCCAUCAACACCCCAGGCUGUACGAGACCAGCUUCUUAUUCAGUUAAGGCUGUUCUAAAGUCCCACAAGCCUGUGGAAACCCCCUUCCGCAGCCUCGUUGCAGGCCCCAUCAACCAGUCCUCUCACCACCCUGAUAUACAGACCCAACUAGAUCGUCCUAGCACUACAUUAAUUCCUCCAGACUCCAUUCGGCCCCCUGAUCCUCCUUCAGUCUAUAAGAGGCCGGCUUAUUAUUCAGAUAAAGCUGUGCUUGGAUCUCCUAAACCUUUGAAACCAUCCUUCAGCAGCCUCUUUGCAGGCCCCAUCAGCCAGACCUCUCCCCAACCGCUCACUCAGUCCCAAGCAGAUUCCUCUAGCGCUACAUUUGGUCCUUCAGAGACUGCUCCUCCUGCAGGCUGUAAAAGGCUGGCUUCGUAUUCUGUUACGGAUGUGCUUGAGACCUAUAAGCCUGUGGAAAACCCCUUCCGCAGCCUUUUUGCAGGAACCAUCAGCCAGACCACUACCGACCCUCCCUCACAGUCCCUAAACUCCCCCGGUUGUAAGACACCAGCUUCUAAAAAGCCCAUGGAAAAACCCUUCCGUAGCAUCUUUGCAGGCCCCAUCAGCCAGACACCCAAUAACCACCCUCCCAGACAGACCCGACCAAAUCCCCCCAGCACUGCAUUUAGUCCUCCAGACCCCAUUCGGUCUUCUGAGCCUCUGCCAGUCUGCAAGAGACGGACAUCCUCAGUUGAGGCUGUCAGUGAGUCCCAGAAGUCCAUGGAAAAACCAUUUCGUAGCCUCUUUGCCGGCCCCCUCACACAGACCUCCACUUCCGGCCAUCCAUCACAGACCCAACCAGAUCCCCCUAGAAAUUUCACUGCUGAAAGACCAGCUUCUCAUUCACUUGAGGCUAUGCUUGAGACUCAGAAGUCAGUGGGAAAACCCUUUCGAAGCCUUUUUGCAGGCCCCAUCAGCCAGACAACCCUCCCUGACCCUCCAACACAGACCUGGCCAUAUACCCCCAUAGUCAAGCCUAAACAGAAGGAGCGUGACCCAACACCAUCCACCGAGCCGUCCACAACCCAUUCUGUUCUGAGGACCCUCUUCCUACGCCUGAGCCCAUGCCGCCAGGAGGGGGAGCAGGAAAUCGGUAACAGCUGCAAAGAUCCAGGAGGCAAUGGCCUGUGUUCCAGUGAAGAUGAAAUCACGAGAGGAUCUACUUCCACAGGACAGCAGAGGCAGAGCCAGGAGGUGGAGGACGUUGAUGAGCUGGAGAGUGAGCGAGAGGAGCCGGAGGAGGGCGCUCUGAGAGAUGAGCUGUUAGUAAUUCCAUUAGAGCCGUUAGUGCCUUACGUGCCACUUGGUGACCCUCGCCACCAUCGCCAGGCUGAUAUCACCCUGCCACGGUCCACCUUCGCCCAGGACGUGGUGUGGUCCUUUGAAGACCUUGCCCCUCUUACUCCCCUCUCACUCCAUCACCAGCCGUCUGUCCCUCUGGCCUCCCGCUCUGCUGAGAGAACAUCAGGUUCUGCUGUUGGACUGUCCAGUCCUGCAGGACUCAGGCCACAGCCUUCCUCACAGGACUCCAACUCUCAGGAGGCUGCAGGAGAGCAUCUCAUUCCCUCCAGGAAUUCAGGUAGGAGACAGGUCCAGGUGGAUACCCCCGGCGUUCACAACCUACCGAUCCAAGCGAUGGUACGGAUCACUCGACAUAACACUGAUGUACAACCAAAGAGACUGUCUGGACAAAUGAGGUGCAAAAGUGGCAACGUGGGUGAAAAAAAAACACUGAAAGACCUUUUUAAGACUUUUGACCCCACAUCAUCUCCCUUCGGACAGUAACUGCAUUUGGACUAUGGCUCAUAUUGUAUGCACUGUCGGUCAAUGGACUACGCACCUAAUGACUUACACAAACACUUGUCCUUCAUAUGAAUGCUUUUGCUCUAGUGUAUUACAGAUCAGAACAGCAAUUCAUUGCAAAAAAUGGUUGUGUAAAAUGCAGGACACCAAUUAUGCAUGCACACACACACAACCCUCCUUAACUACAUUUGAUGAAGUGUUACUCCCAUAUCUUUACUUAGCAACAGGUAAUGUUACUAAAUCAUCAAUCAUGUACAUUUUUAAGGUUAAAAAAACAAAUGACAUUUUAAUUUUUAUUAAAGCAGAAAGUAACCUAUUGGAACAAUUAGCCAGUUAACUAGUAACUAACCGUUGCCCUCUUCCUCCACUCCUGCUGACUACAUUUCCUCUUAUUUGAUGAGUGAACAAUGGGUUAUUACUCAACUGAUUCUUAUUCCUGUGUGGAAAAUGUCAUUAUUUAAACUAAUGGCGCACCUUUAUAGUAUGGUACUGUGCUGUGAAAAACUAUUUGCCAAUCCUUUCUAAUUGCCUUUACUUUUGCAUAUUAUUUUUAUACUGAAUGCUUUCAGAUCUUCAACCAAAACCUAAUAUUAGAUAAAGGGAGCCUGAGUUAAUAAUUACAGAAUUACUACUUAUUUCAUAAACAAAGUUAUGCAACACCCAA